This is a messenger RNA of Drosophila miranda, 1452 nucleotides long. RefSeq lists its product as uncharacterized. NCBI's taxonomy places the organism in Eukaryota, Metazoa, Arthropoda, Insecta, Diptera, Drosophilidae. The transcript has 2 exons. The record is from RefSeq and is a predicted model, not a curated record. Bases 325 to 717 code for a protein of 130 amino acids.
GAAAAGCAGUCAAGGUAUAUAACGUCAGAACGAAUAUAUGUAACUAUAACAGUAUUAAAAUUAAUGUCGCACCCAGUGUAAGGAAAGCAGUCAAGGUAUAUAUAACGUCAGAACGAAUAUAUGUAACUAUAACAAUAUUAAAAUUAAUUUCGCACCCAGUGAUGGGUGGAUAAGUGCCGGAGCCGGAUAAGACACUGCGCGGUCGCAACGAGGAAACAUGUGACAAAGAUUGUAUGUCAAUUGCUGCAGUACAUCAAUAUCCAAGUUGCCCGUAUUCUCAAAUAGGUUGUAACGCGUCCGCUUUGCCGUCGCCUGAAUCGACUGAUGGCUGACCAUGAAGAACUGGAUCUCAUUGGAAUGGACAAUGGUGCGAUCGACGACGGUUCCCGGAACAACAUUGUUGAACUUAUUGUAUUGCGAUGGAGCUCCGUUCGGAAAGAAGUGCGUAUGAUGCCGGUUAACUACAAUGACGCAGCAAAUCUUGGGUUUGAUAUGCAUCUGAAAGGAAGCGAAGCAGGCCGCAGAAAUCCCCCUCAACUCUUCAUUCUUAAUUUUGGGAAACUGUCCAUCGCUGCCACCAUCACGAUAAUAGAUAAUGUGCUCGGGAUAGGAUAUGCGGAACUGAUGAUAGACACGCAAGUGCUCAAGAGCUACCGACUCCAUGUCCUCAAUCUCCUCCAAGGCAGAACGUUGCAAGCGAUAUUGCAUGUUAUAUGAAGCCCCGAAUGGAUCAUGGGAGGCGGCAACACCCACCACACUGGGGAUCUCACGCUGAUCUGGCGAUGGAUGAGUUACAUCAGCACCCAAGAACAUCGCAUUCUUUAGCAGACAGCGGGGGUCAUCCUUUAGCUUAUGAUUGAUGCCGUUUAGCUUGGAAUUGACCUUAAGUAGAACGUUAACGUAACGUUCUAAGUAGAACGUUAACGUAACGUUCUAAUUAAAGUUAAUUCCAAACUGAACGGCACCAAUCACAAGCUAAGGGAUGACCUGCACUGUCUGCUAAAGAACACCAUGUUUGUGGGUGAUGGUGUGACUCAUCCGUCGCCCGAUCAGCGAGAGAUCCCCAGAGUGGUGGGUGUUGCCGCCACCCAUGAUCCAUUCGGGGCUUCAUAUAGCUUGUGAUUGGUGCCGUUCAGUUUGGAAUUGACCUUAAGUAGAACGUUACCAAUAACCUGCGCGUUACAUUUACGCUCGACUGUGAUCUGCUUGAUGCAUUGUGUGAGAAUGCCAUCCUGCAGCUCAGCCUUUUACUUCACGACAUCAAAAAAGCGCCCGAAAUUUGGUAUAAUAACGAACACCAAAUCAAAUUGAUUUCGAAAAAAUGAGCAUCCAGUUCACGUUCAUCUUUGUAAUUCUGUUUCUCGUCCUUGGUAUCCAAUGGUGUAUGUGUAUCCAUGAAAAUUCUAAGCAAAAAACCAUUAAAAAUAGAUCUUAUUGUUUUUAUUUUCUAAC